UGAGCUGUGAAAGGGUGGAAAUUUUCGUGGGUGAAAAGUGUUUUGAUUUUCAUUUUCCUUUCAUAUUUCGAAGAAAUAUCUCAUUCAAGUUUCGUCGAUUACGUUAAUUAAUUCAUUGAAGAAUACUCCGUAUUGAUAAAUGAUUGUUUAGAAAAUUGUUUAGUAACGUAUUUUAUCCCGUAUUCAACAUAUCAAUAGAUGUUGGUCAAAAUGUACAUAAAUGUAGCAUAUUUUGCGCACAUAUCAUGUUUGCUUUGUUUGUUUCCUAUCGUUUGCUUAUGCGCUAGUCAAGAAUCGAAUAGUUCUGUCAAAAAUGUCACUUCAGAUGUAACGAAUGCGAAGAUUCUAGUCACAACACCUACGAUGGUUUCCACGACAUCCCGAAUACCUAAUCAGACUACUAAAAGUGCUGCGAAAAGUACGAAAGAGGAUGUCGAAGAUACCAAGAAAGUCGAAUCAAUUAAGAAAAUGAACCUGAUAAAAGGCAGUAAAGUGAAAACAACUCCAGCUAGUAAUUCAAAUAUCGCAACUUAUCGGUUAAAUAACGAGGAAGAUGGUACGACGUGUAUUUUGAUGACUGUUGAUGCGUUGAUCAGCUUUUUAUACACAACGAAACUGAACGAACAAGAGGAAAGUGACGCAUUUGUUCCUGAUAAAGUUGAGGUAGCUGGAGACUGCAGUAAUGAAGAUGAUUCAGUUCUAGUUAUAAAAUGGAAAACGUUCGAAUUAACGUUCAGAUUUGAAAAAACUCCUGGUGGUGAAAGGUGGUUUGUUAAUCGUGUUCAAUUGACUUUCAACACGAAAGAAUCCGUAUUCAAGCAUAUCAACCAUCCUAAUGCUGUGAUAAAUGCCCAAACUCCCCAAGGAGAUUUACUCUUAGUCACGCCAGUCGGUAGAUCAUUCAAAUGCCAUCGUGAAAUAGAAAUUAAUUUAUUCGAUCCAGCGUUUCAAGAUCUUAAAGUUAAGCUCCUCCUGAGAGAGUUGACUGUCGAACCUUUCAUCUUCAAGAACAACGAUUUCGGACCAGAAUACCUCUGUGCUGAAGGAGGAGCUGGCUCAUUCCGCAGCGAAACAGCACCAUUUGUAUUUGGAAGUUUACUAGCUGUCUGUGCAUUAUUUACCAUCGCAGGUUAUUCCAUCUAUCGUUAUUUGAAAGUGAAUAAAGUUCAAUACGAUACGAUGGAGUAAGCGGGUUCGACCUUCAGAUGUGUUAAUUGGGAUUGUUUUUUAAAAAAACUACUUUUACGAGUUUGACUUGUUUUUCGUUUCGUUGGUUUUCAUUUCAAUUUUUUUUCUUUUUUAAUUAUCCUUACAGCAUUUCAUUUGCUAUGUACUUCCCUGAUUUAAAUGAUCUCCAAUUUAUUGCUUUAUAUUUGCGUUUUAACGAAAAAAUUGUGAUAAGUCUUGUUUUUUUCUAGUCUUUGUUGCUUCGUAUGGUUUUUAAAUUGACCGACAUUACGUAUGAUUUGCGUUCGUGUAGCUUCUGAUUCAUUCGGUUUAUUUUCAUUUUUCAUUUCAUUUCUACUAUUCGAGCUGUCCCAAGGGUUUAUUAUUGUUUAGGAUAUAUUUUUUUCCUUAUUCCGCUUUAUUUAACUUGCCCGUAUUUUUACUUUAUUUUUUUGUUUUUUACCUUGAGUGGUGUUUUGGUUUUGUUACGGUUUUGUUUGUUUGUUGAGUCGUUUAUUUGUUGGUCUUCUAAGAAGACUCUAAAUGUUUAUCACAUUGUUCUUCCCAUCUUCCCCCUUUUAAAUGAAUCAAUCAAGCUCUCAUCAAUCAAAAUGUUGCUAAAAUAUUAUUUUUAUGGAAGGAAAAAAAAUCAAAACGACAGUUUUGGUUUUAAUUUAAUUUGCUUGAAUAACUAAACUUAUCAAUCCUGUAUUACAUUCUUAUCCUUUAACUUAUAAAUUAUUUAAUUUAAUUAUUUCAUUUUUAAACAUUUUCUCGAAUGGUACUCUUGCCUCUAAAACUCAUUUAUAUCAAUUUAUGGUUUUUUAAAUAUUUUUUUUAAAACGUCAAUUAAUGGCACUUAGUGUUGUUCUCUUUUUCUCACCUUAAAAAAAGUACUUUCACACUAAUCACGAAUUGUCUUCAUUUGUUUUGGCAUUGAUUGUAAAAUUACUUGACUAAUUAAGUAAUCCUUGUUUUUUGCACGAAUGCACCUGAAUAAUUUAUGCAAUUUUUUUUGUAAAUGAAAAAAAUGUUUUGGCGAAUAUGAUUCAUACUUCGAAAAAAAAAACAUAGUAAAAACAUGAAUAUCUGAAUGAAAAUAAAUGAAAAAUUAAUCUUUUAUUAUAGCCUUGACGAAAAAAUUAUGUAAGUUUUUUUCAUCAUAUCAUAAUACCUAAUUAUAAUUAUUUUUUACGAUGAAUAGUCACGUUAGCGUUGCAUUAUAAAUUUUUUUUAUGGAUUUCGUGGGUAAUAUUAAAUUAUUCUAUCUAUUAUUUGGUUUUUGAAGGAGAAUAAAAAUCUAUAAUUUUGUAGAUGAAAACGAAAAUUGUUCCAAAUAUGAACAAACUUUGAAACAAAUUCUUAAAAAUCAAGGAAAAUGAGCUGAUUUUUGAAAAAAUGAAUUAUUUUUGCCUAAUUUUGAAUUGAUGUAACUAUUUUAAUUUUUUUUUUCUUGCUCACUAGGUACAUCAAUGCUCACUACAUAUAAUCAAAUUUUUAUUUUAUUUUAUCAUUAUUAUUUUUUUUAUAAUGUUGAUUAAGUGAAAUAUCCAAAAUAAUAUAACUUGAAUUUUUUUCAUAUCGAACAAAGGUUUAUUACCAAAUAUUAAAUUUUACCAAAAUUAAAUGAUAAACUAGUCAAUAUUUUUUUAGUAAGAUUGUACAUAUCAUUAAAUCACAUAUCUGUUAAAUCUUAUACUUGACAGCAAUAAUUUCUCAUAUCCUAUAUAUAUUUUUCAAUCAAACGAAGCAUAUUUGUUACGUAGAAAUAUAGUGUCCGAUCUCUUAUUCACUUUCAAAUUUGAAUUUCACCCUCACCUCCCAAGUCCCAUGUAAGCCAAUUAAGACAAAUUCAAUAAUUGUGAUACAGAGGUCUCUCUAUAAUAUUAUGGUGUAGUGAUUCUCAUUUUAUUCCUAUUUCCUAUAUUAUUAUACAUUCUUUUCUAACAUAUCGUUACAUUAAUAACGUAUUGCUUACUUAUUCCAAAAAAAGACGAGCAUAAUACUUAUAGUCGAGAAAUUGAAAAAAUAUAUAUUUUAUACGUCAAUUAUUGUGUAAGAGGUAGUGUAAAGUUACGUAUCCCCCUGGCCCUCUUUCUUCUCUAUUCCCCUGUCCCCUUUUUCAAGUCUAUGUUCUUGAUUUUACCCGCUAGUCUAGUUUUGAAAAAAAAAGAUGGCAUUUAUUAAUUGUUAUAUUUUUUUGCUUUUAUUUAGUGUUCUUUAUUAUAAAGUUGUAACUUAUAUUUUAAUCCUAAAAACCAAAAUUUUAAAAAUACAAUGAUUUAACGCGUA
Planococcus citri (citrus mealybug) is the source of this 3459-nucleotide messenger RNA. Its product is annotated as lysosome-associated membrane glycoprotein 5-like. Gene Ontology annotation, biological process: establishment of protein localization to organelle. The coding region runs from base 199 to 1188 and encodes 329 amino acids. The transcript is spliced from 8 exons. Gene Ontology annotation, cellular component: lysosomal membrane; plasma membrane; late endosome membrane. NCBI's taxonomy places the organism in Eukaryota, Metazoa, Arthropoda, Insecta, Hemiptera, Pseudococcidae. The record is from RefSeq and is a predicted model, not a curated record.